Talpa occidentalis (Iberian mole) is the source of this 1372-nucleotide messenger RNA. It is a transcript of the gene STMND1, whose product is annotated as stathmin domain containing 1. NCBI's taxonomy places the organism in Eukaryota, Metazoa, Chordata, Mammalia, Eulipotyphla, Talpidae. The transcript is spliced from 5 exons. Gene Ontology annotation, biological process: regulation of microtubule polymerization or depolymerization; neuron projection development; microtubule depolymerization. Gene Ontology annotation, molecular function: tubulin binding. The record is from RefSeq and is a predicted model, not a curated record. Gene Ontology annotation, cellular component: cytoplasm; neuron projection. Bases 1 to 831 code for a protein of 276 amino acids.
AUGGGCUGCGGACCUUCCCAGCCUGCUGGAGAGCAGAGACGGGUCCCCGCGCCCAAGAAGGUCUGGGAAGAGGGCCUCAAGGCUGAUGCUGGCGUGACUCAUUCCAGGGAGAAUUGCAGACCCCAAACUGAAGCUGCCCUGAGCAGAGACAUCGUGGGCAGCCCUGAAGGCCUGGGAAAACAGGACCAGUUAGGAAGCUUGCCUGGAACCAUUCCAGAAAGUUCUCCAUGUUCUAGUGAAAGAAAUGGAAAAGUGAAUUCAGACCUAGUGACCAAUGGAUUAAUCCAUAAAUCCCAGCCCCUAGAGACACGAGAGCGACAAAAGUCAUCAGACAUUCUGGAGGAAUUAAUCAUUCAAGGAAUAAUUCAAAGCCACAGCAAAGUAUUUAGAAAUGGAGAAUCAUAUGAUGUCAUGGUAAACCCGACAGACACGCCACUGAGAAAACCGCCAACCAGACUGAAAAAACUUAAACUCAAAAAGGAAGUCAAGGCUUUCACGAUGAAGGACAUAGACGAGAAGCUGCAGGCGGCAGAGGAACGCAGGAAGACUAAAGAAGAAGAAAUAAGGAAAAGACUACGCAGUGACAGACUUUUGCCCCCAGCCCACCAUUCAGGUUCUGCUGAACCCAGGGCUGAGGUUCCUUUUGCCGAAGGACUUAACACAGUGAGAUCUUCCGUGUUUGAACCACCUGACCCGCAGGAAGGGAAGCCUUUGAAACGGAAGAAGAGUCACAGUGAAGCCACCUCAAAUGAGAGAAAUUAUAAUGGUGAAGGUAUCGGUGUCGUGGUGGAGUCGGACAUGUCCUACAACCAAGCAGAUGACGUAUUCUAAUAAGCUAUUUUACAUGAAUUUCAUGACAAAGCACCCAUUCUCCCCAGUUGUGAUGUUUUUAGUAUGUGUUAUGUUUUCUUUGAUUGCCUGAUCUGACCCCACUGGGAUUUCUGCCUUGGGCUUAGGAAUGAUUGUAUGAGCUGCAUGGUCCAGAGGUUAGUUGAGUAAAUUAAGCAGCUGUGCUAUUUAAAAGUUGGGGGGAGAGAGGUAGAGGGGAGACUUGUGGAGCAUCCACAUGAUGAAGCUGGCAUUCUUCAGCAUGGCUUCAAACAUGGUGAAGAUGCCUUUUAUUUAUAAAUACCCUCCAGCUUACAGCCAUGUGUCUGUGCCAAGUAAAACCCUUCCUUUUCAAACCUGCCCCUUGGCUGUGUCCACCUUCAGAGGAUCCUUUAAGACAAAUUGCAGAGUUUCGUGCUAUGUAUUUCAUUGACCUGUGUGCUUCUUAGACUCUAUGUUCAGGCGUUGGUCCUUUGUGUGGCCAAGUUGUGUUGUGAAGAAUUAAAGCAAUAUCUUUUGUUCUUUUAUUUUUUAUUUUCUUACA